Messenger RNA from Brachypodium distachyon (stiff brome), 2555 nucleotides. RefSeq names its product protein NUCLEAR FUSION DEFECTIVE 4. Bases 478 to 2178 code for a protein of 566 amino acids. The transcript has 3 exons. Gene Ontology annotation, cellular component: membrane. The record is from RefSeq and is a predicted model, not a curated record. NCBI's taxonomy places the organism in Eukaryota, Viridiplantae, Streptophyta, Magnoliopsida, Poales, Poaceae.
AAAAGAAAUUCAGAAUCUUUUUUACAACUUUAUGGAGGUGGGUUUCUCUUCUUUUGAAGCACCAGAGCACCACCGCCCAAGCAGAGCUCUCUCGCAGUCGCCGGCCUUCACCGAUCCACGGCGCUCUCGCUUCUCCACCACCCGAGAGGAAGAAGACUUCCUCCCCCGUUGUGGGCAGAGCCCGUGCAAGCACACCGACCAUGAGAUGAGCUGUACACAUAUACGGUUUCCGGCCUUGCUCUCGGCCGGGCUGACGCUGCCGGCGGUCGCCAUCGAAGCCGCUUCAGUCCCCGGCUUCUUUACACUUUCCCUUCCGGCAUUUUCUCCCAUAGUCCUUGCCACGCCCAGCCCCCACCUAAACCCCUUAAAACCCCAUCACCUGCUCCCGAUCUCAGAGAGCAGCUUUCCGCCUCCGGAAGCAGCGAUUGCAACAAGCUCAGGAUCCAGUAGCGCUUAGCUUAGCGGCCGGGGAGGAGGAUGCUGGGUGCGGCGGGGGCGGCGGUGAAGGCGGGGAGCCGGCCGCCGUGGCUGGGGCUGGGGGCGGCGGUGUGGGUGCAGGCGGCGGGGGGGACGAGCUCCGCCUUCGCGCUCUAUUCGCACGCACUCAAGGUGGCGCUCGGCGCAGACCAGCGCCGUAUCGCGCUGCUCGGGGUCGCCUGCGACGUCGGGGACAGCCUCGGCCUGCUGCCCGGCGUCUUCUGCAACAAGCUCCACCCGGCCCUGCUCCUGCUCGUGGCCGCCGCCUCCGGCGUCCUCGGCUACGGCGCCACCUGGCUCGCUGUCUCCGGCGUCGCGCCGGCGCUGCCCUAUUGGCUGCUAUGGAUUGCAUUGUGCCUUGCUUCAAACAGUGGCGCGUGGAUGUCGACCGCCGUUCUGGUUACCAACAUGAGGAACUUCCCACUCAGCAGAGGUGCUGUUGCUGGAAUCCUCAAAGGCUACUCUGGUUUAAGUGCAGCUGUCUACACUGCCAUUUACACCGGCGUGCUUCACGGUUCAGCUGCAAACCUGUUACUUUUUCUCACUCUGGGGGUUGCUGCUGUGUGCCUUCUGGCAAUGUACUUUGUGAAGCCUUGUGAGCCUUCUCUGGUAGAGAAUUCGUCGGAGCGAGCUCACUUUCUGUUCGUACAGAUCGGUAGUGCUCUUCUUGGGGUUUAUCUUGUUGCGGCCACGACAUUAGAUCAUGCCGUGACUCUUACCCAUGCUUUGAACUAUUCCCUAAUUGCUGUUAUGGCCCUUCUCCUUUUCGCACCACUUGCAAUACCCCUGAAAAUGACAUUGUUUCGAAGUAACCGAGUGAAAGGAUCUUCUGCCGCUGAUAACAAUCCUACAGAACCAUUUCUUCCGCCUUCUUACUCUGGAUCAAACUUUGGCAAUAUUGAAGAUGAGGAUGCUGCAGACAUUGACGUUCUAUUAGCUGAGGGUGAAGGGGCUGUCAAGCAGAAGAGAAGAAGACCAAAAAGGGGAGAGGACUUCAGAUUCCGUGAAGCUCUUCUGAAGGCAGAUUUCUGGCUACUCUUUGCAGUGUUUUUUAUAGGCGUUGGAUCUGGAGUCACCGUUCUUAACAAUCUAGCACAAGUUGGAAUUGCAGCAGGUGCUGUUGACACAACUAUAUCACUCUCUCUCUUCAGUUUCGGCAACUUCUUUGGCCGCUUGGGAGGUGGUGCUGCUUCUGAUUAUAUUGUCAGGUCUUGGACACUUCCACGGACAGUAUUGCUCACAUGCACCCAAGUGGUGAUGAUAAUCACCUACCUAAUCUUCGCACUGGGACUCCACGCUACGCUCUAUAUCUCUGUCGCUGUACUGGGUGUCUGCUAUGGUGUCCAUUUCUCGGUGAUGGUAUCGACUUCAUCGGAGCUGUUCGGACUGAAGCAGUUUGGGAAGAUAUACAACUUCAUCAUGCUGGCGAAUCCACUCGGCGCUCUGCUGUUCAGCAGUCUGGCUGGGUAUAUCUAUGAUCUUGAAGCGGCGAAACAGCACAGCGCUGGAGCAGCAGUGGGCUCUGAUCAUGUCACGGUAUGCCACGGGCCCAGCUGUUUCAGGCUCAUGUUCUGUGUUCUGUCAGGGAUGGCAUGCCUGGGGACAUUGCUGAGCGUGGUUCUGACCGUGAGGAUUCGACCGGUUUAUCAGAUGCUCUAUGCAGGUGGAUCCUCGAACCAGCUCAGGAGCUCUGCACAUUGAUGGACGGUGACCGGUGAGCUUGCUUAGUGAUAUGUUGUAAUGUAUUGUACUUGAAACACGAGCACGGGCUUAUUUCAUUUUGGGUCUGUACUGUGGUUUUGGGACCUGGCUCUUGACUAGUUCAGUCUUGGUCUAUACAUAUGGUGAGGAAUGACAUGUGGUAUUUUUUGUCAUUGCUGGUUUCUGGUUGAUGCACUGGGCUGGAGCAUGAACCCGAGGAUAUAAUAGCUGAGUUGCUAUGCUUGUAUAUAAGUGCAAAUUGGGAUGUGUUACAAUGGUGUUUAUAUUUUGAGAAACCAACGUGUUGAAUGGUUUUCAGACAUGUUCCUUUUCUUAAAAAGUCCACUUGUAAUAAUAUCUUCUUGGUUGAAAGGUUA